AUGGGUGACAACGAAGAUAUCCAGAUUGAACGUAUAAACCCUCGGCUACUGAUUCCAGAUUCAGAAGAUUCAAGAACAUUAGGUCCUUCGAAAACAUUAGGUCCUUCAAAAACAUUAGGCCCUUCAAAAAUAUUAGGCCCUUCAAAAACAUUAGAUCCUUCAAAAACAUUAGGUCCUUCAAAAACAUUGGCUCCUAUUAUCGGCUAUGCUCAAGAGCCACUUCUUCCACUCGAUAAAGCAUGUGAACCGUUGAUUCUAGUUGUCCAUCAUAUAUUACACUAUGUUACAGUAGCUCUGGAAAAUACUCCAGAUAAUCCAGCCGAUGGUCUAAGUCGCGAUGAAUCAGCUUCGAUUCGUCUCUACACGAUGGAGUGGGCUGACGAAUACAGUAGUCUCUGUUCCACUCUUAACAAAACUCUUACGACAGCCGAUCGCGAAGAUUUACAACCAUGGUUUAGUUACCUCAAACUUUUUCUUACUGCUUUAGCCAAAAUCCAAUAUGCACCUCGGCACACCAUCUGGCGUGGAGUGCGAAAAAAUAUUAGUGAUGAAUAUCCACCUGGAAGUCAAUUUACAAAUGAUGCAUUAGGAUAA
This is a messenger RNA of Rotaria sordida, 594 nucleotides long. The record is from the annotation of a GenBank genome assembly. Lineage: Eukaryota; Metazoa; Rotifera; Eurotatoria; Philodinida; Philodinidae.